AUGGCUCUAGAGCACGCCCAGAAAGAGAUCUGGAUCCUUGACUGGUGGCUUUCACCAGAACUCUAUCUUCGCCGACCACCAGCCAAAAACGAGCAGUACCGGCUCGACCGUCUUCUCUUCGCGGCCGCUAAUCGGGGCGUCCGAAUCAACAUCAUUGUUUACAAGGAAGUCACACAGGCAUUGACUCUAUCCUCACACCAUACGAAGCAUUGGCUGGAGGACAAUGACAAGACUGGAAACAUCAAAGUCUUCCGCCACCCUGAUCACUUACCAGAUAAGCAUUUCAUGACAAGCAUCAAGCAGACUGGUAUGAGCGCCGCGGGCCUUGCACAGCUUUCUGGAGAUGCACUCAAAACCAUCUAUGGAAUGAACGAUGAUGCGAUCCUCUACUGGGCUCAUCAUGAGAAGCUGUGUCUGGUCGACGGAAAGACUGCCUUUAUGGGCGGCCUCGACUUGUGCUAUGGAAGAUGGGACACGAACCAACACAGUAUUAGCGACGCUCAUCCAGAGGACUUGGGGCAAAUUGUCUUUCCCGGCCAAGAUUACAACAACGCUAGAAUAUCUGAUUUUGRGGACGUCUCGCAUUGGGAGAACAACAAGCUUGAUCGCAGAUACAACAGUCGAAUGGGCUGGUCUGAUGUCGCUCUUUGCGCUAAAGGUCCUGUGGCAGAAGAUCUGAAGGCCCAUUUCGUUCAGCGCUGGAAUUUCAUCUACUACGAGAAGUACGACGUACGCCAGCAAGCCCGAUAUCAACCUCUGGUGUACAAACCGACGCGGGCAGGCAUCAUUGGUCAUCCAUACAACCAAGCUGAGGGUGGUGCUGAAAAUGAAAUCGACGGCCAGUAUCAUGGCUUUCGUGCGAAGAUGAAGCAGCAAUUGGAAACUGGCCGGGCCCGGCUGGAAGCAGGUCUGCGAGAGGAGUUCCGCGAGACGGAAGACCUUCCGAGUGGUCCCCUGGGAGGCGUGCACUGCCAGAUCCUGCGCUCGUGUGGAAAGUGGAGUCAUGGGGUUGCGGUCGAGCACUCAAUUGCGAACGCCUACAUUGAAGUCAUCAAAAACUCGCAGCACUUCAUAUUUUUAGAGCAGCAAUUUUUCAUCACUGCCUCUGGCGACAAACAGAAGCCAAUCACCAACCUCAUUGGCGCCGCCAUCGUUGAGAGGGCGCUUCGUGCCGCGAGAAACAACGAGGACUGGCACAUGAUUAUCAACAUUCCAUCUGUGCCCGCCUUUGCUGGUGACCUGAAAGCGGAUGGCUCGCUCGGUACUCGAGCAAUCAUGGAAUUCCAAUACAACUCGAUCAACCGUGGAGGGCACAGUAUCAUGGAGACCAUCGCAAGGGAGGGAGUGGACCCCAUGCGGUAUAUCAGAUUUUACAACCUUCGCAGCUACGAUCGGAUCAACACAAACGCUGCCAUGUCUAAGGCAGAGCAGCGGUCUGGUGUCUCAUAUGACGAUGCUCGGAAAGGUUAUGAUCAAAAAUAUGGCAACACCACCGACUCUCAGGAGUACGGACAAGAAUACGCCGGAGCUUCUGAAGAUAAUGAGAAUGCACUCAAUCGGUACCAGAACGCAGCGCAGCAGGUUCGUGGAAGUGAUCCUGGCCGUUGGGACACAGUCGCAGAGUGCUACAUGCUCAAUGGUCCGGAUAUUCGUUCUGUGCCUUGGGACGGCACGGCGCAAGAGGAGAUGGAUGCCUUCGUUUCGGAAGAACUGUACAUCCACUCUAAGCUCCUCAUAGCCGACGACAGAAUUGUUCUCUGCGGCAGUGCAAACUUGAAUGAUCGCUCUCAGCUCGGCUACCAUGACAGCGAGAUUGCCAUGUUGAUCGAAGACCCACAGGAGAUCGAUUCAUCCAUGGCAGGUCGCCCAUGGAAAGCGUCUUACUACGCCGCGAGUCUGCGACGACAGAUCUUUCGAAAGCAUCUCGGACUACUACCCCCCCAGGACUACCAGCGACCGGAUGCGAAUUUCACUCCCGUCGGCCAACCCAAUGUGUACGACUGGGGCAGUCGCGAAGAUCACGCAGUCGCGGACCCGCUUUCGGAGUCGUUUGAGGCUCUCUGGAAGACCACCGCUGCCAACAACACUGCAGCUUUCGCCAAGGUCUUCCACCCAGUUCCUGAUGAUUCAGUCCGUAACUGGAAAGACUACGAUAACUACUACGGCCGAUUCUUCAAGGCCGAUGACGCGAAGAAGGGAGCAAAGGACGUUGAGAGGCCGAGUACUUGGAAGUGGGGCCAUGUUGUCGCAGAGUCCUUUUCACCUGGCGAACAGGGCUUGGCUGAGGUCAAAGAGAUCCUUAGUCGGAUCAAGGGUAACCUGGUUGAGAUGCCAUUGAUGUUCCUUAAGGAGGAAGACAUCGCCAAGGAGGGGUUGGGUCUCAACUCGUUCACCGAGACGGUGUAUACUUGA
This is a messenger RNA of Ramularia collo-cygni, 2412 nucleotides long. RefSeq names its product related to phospholipase D1. Gene Ontology annotation, molecular function: D-type glycerophospholipase activity. The record is from RefSeq and is a predicted model, not a curated record. The transcript has 6 exons. Gene Ontology annotation, biological process: intracellular signal transduction; phosphatidic acid biosynthetic process; cell motility. Lineage: Eukaryota; Fungi; Ascomycota; Dothideomycetes; Mycosphaerellales; Mycosphaerellaceae. Bases 1 to 2412 code for a protein of 803 amino acids.